AUGCCCUCUUUGGUCAUUCUUUAUCUUUGUAAGUCCUUCAUUUGCGGAGAACAUGUUCUUUGGGUUUUAUUUCCAGAGUUACAAGACGCUGUGGAGGAGGUCCUCCCCAGUCUGUUGGAGCAGCAGGUCACUGUUUUCAUCCUGGCUGACAGAUGCAGAACAGCAGGUGUGGAGAGCUUCAAAGACAAAAUGAGCCAGGUCUCUUCUGAGCCUCUGCCCAAGGAUUUAAGAUCACAUUUAACCUUGCAGAGUCUGGCACUCUAUGUGUACACAUCAGGGACGACAGGUCUCCCUAAGGCAGCGGUGAUCACUCAUAGAAAACUGUGGGCCAUGUCUUUUCUUCAGUCUACAGCAGGAGUGAACAACAAAGAUGUGGUUUAUGUAAGCCUCCCUCUCUAUCACGUCGCCGGCUUCGUUGGACUCACCGGAGCCCUCCAGAGGGGUAUCACUAUUGUUUUGAGGAGUAAAUUUUCGGCAUCUCAGUUCUGGGACGACUGCAGGAAAUACAACGUCACCGUCAUACUGUACAUUGGUGAAAUUAUGCGUUAUCUCUGCAACACACCAAAGAACGUCAAUGAUCGAAACCACAAAGUGAGACUUGCAGUAGGCAACGGGAUCAGGUCAGAUGUCUGGAGGGAAUUCUUACGCAGGUUUGGAAACAUUCAAAUCAAAGAGUUUUACGCUGCAACAGAGGGGAAUUUUGCUCUGAUGAAUUACAUCGGCAAGAUUGGAGCCAUUGGUCGAGACACCUUUUUCCACAGGAGGUUUUUUCCAUAUGCUGUGAUCAAAUAUGACGUGGACAAAGAAGAACCUUUGAGGGAUUCAUCUGGUUUCUGCAUUGAGGCUGCCAAAGGUGAGCCUGGACUUCUGGUGUCUGAAAUAUCAGUGAGAGCUCCGUUCUCUGGUUACGCAAGAGACCUGCAGCAGACUGAGAAGAAGAGGCUGCAUAACGUCUUGAAGCAAGGAGACGUGUACUUCAACACGGGCGACCUGGUUCUCAUUGACAAAGAUAAUUUCAUUUACUUUCAGGAUCGUGUUGGAGACACUUUCAGAUGGAAAGGAGAGAACGUGGCUACGACUGAGGUGGCGGAUGUCAUCACACUGGCUGACUGCAUUAAAGAAGCCAGCGUGUACGGAGUUGAGGUGCCAGGUCAGGAGGGGAGGACUGGAAUGGCUGCUGUAAUUUUAAGAGAUGGACAGAUGUUUGACUCCGCAGAUGUUUUUAAACAUAUUGAAAACUUCCUGCCAGCCUACGCAAGGCCACGUUUCAUGAGGAUUCAGAGUUCCUUGGAAGUUACAGGCACAUUCAAGCAUUUGAAAGUGAAGCUGAUCGAAGAGGGCUUCAACCCCGAUAAAAUAAAGGACCCAGUCUAUUUUCUGGAUGAAAAGGAAAAGAACUAUGUCCCACUCACACUGGAUAUAUUCAACGCAGUUACAUCAGGGAAAAUGAAAAUUUAAAGUGGUUUUUGUUGCCCCUUUGGUCCCUCUGUUAAAGGAAAAAUCCACCUGCUCGCACAUCACUGUAACACAUCACUCAUCGGUGACGUUCAGUGCAUUUGAGGGUUUAUUUUGUGAUGAAGGGUUAUAAUUUAUCAUUGUGAAGCUAAUGUCUGUAUUUGCACUAAAGCAGUGAUUUCAUACAUAUAUCUAAAUAACUUAAAUUCUGCUUUACAGAGAUCAUGGUUGACUCAUCUCAUUACUGUUAAUGUUUAGAAACAUUUGUAACACAUUGGAUUUAAUAGUAGUUUACUUAACCGACUGGUUUGUUAUUGUAUAAUGGUGCAUAGUGAUGCAUAAAAACUGUAUUUUUCAUGUACCUCAAUAAACAUUAAUCAGUGUCCUUUCAAA
Thunnus maccoyii (southern bluefin tuna) is the source of this 1848-nucleotide messenger RNA. Its product is annotated as very long-chain acyl-CoA synthetase-like. Gene Ontology annotation, molecular function: long-chain fatty acid-CoA ligase activity; long-chain fatty acid transmembrane transporter activity. Lineage: Eukaryota; Metazoa; Chordata; Actinopteri; Scombriformes; Scombridae. Bases 1 to 1458 code for a protein of 485 amino acids. The transcript is spliced from 9 exons. The record is from RefSeq and is a predicted model, not a curated record.